UUAAGGGGCUGGCAGGGGAUUACGUAGCCGCUGCGGCUCCCAGCACGGAGCUCCCUCCCCGUGCGGCUGCUCCUCAGGGCGCAGAGACGCACCGCACCUGUGGGUGCCCGCCGACGAGGGUCCCUGGUGGGUUUUUGGCCGCCCACCCUGCACUGGAGACCCCUGACAGCACCCAGCAGCAGGACCGACGUUCCCGGGGCGGAGGCGGCCAGGGUCACCCCGGGGCUCGGCCCCGCAGCGGCAGGGCACCCAGCCCGGCAGCAUGGCAGGGGCUGUGUGGGACCCCCCAAGGGGCAGCAGGAAGAGCAGGGAACCCCCGCAUCCCACCGGCCGGUGCCCUUGCUGAUGGUUGGCAUGUGGAGGAUGGGGCCCUGGGCUGUCCCGUGGAUGAUGCUCUGGCUCUUCUGCCUCCCGCCCUCUGCCAGGGCCCAGACGAAGAUCCCGCUGGAGACGGUGAAGUCUUGGGCAGAUGCCUUCGGUGGGGAGCUGUACUCCAUUGUGACUAAGUAUUCAGGCUCUCUCCUCUUGCAGAAGAAGUACAAAGAUGUGGAGCCAACUCUGAAGAUCAAAGAGGUGGAUGGCUUGGAGCUGGUGAAGAAGUUCUCGGAGCAGAUGGAAAGCAUGCUCCGCAGGAAGGUUGAAGCCGUUGAGAGGUUGGUGGAAGCAGCAGAAGACGCAGAUCUGAACCACGAGUACAACUCCUCACUGGAGUUUGAUUACUACAACUCUCUCCUGAUUAAUGAGAAGGAUGAAAAUGACAAUUAUGUGGAGCUUGGAGAUGAAUUCAUUUUGGAGCCAAAUGAGCAUUUCAAUAACUUGCUGGUGAACACAACAUACAGUGAUAUCCAGCUCCCCACCAAUGUCUACAACAAAGACCCUGACAUCCUGAAUGGCGUUUACAUGUCAGAAGCCUUGAAUCCUAUUUUUGUGGACAACUUUGAAAGGGAUCCCACGCUGACCUGGCAGUAUUUUGGCAGCUCCACUGGAUUCUUCAGGCUCUACCCAGGAAUAAAGUGGUUACCAGAUGAGAAUGGAGUAAUUUCCUUCGACUGCAGGAAUCGUGGCUGGUACAUCCAAGCGGCCACCUCUCCCAAGGACAUUGUCAUCGUUGUGGACGUCAGUGGGAGCAUGAAGGGCCUGCGGAUGACCAUUGCCAAACACACCAUCGUCACCAUUUUAGAUACUCUGGGAGAAAAUGACUUUGUCAACAUCAUUGCUUACAAUGAUUAUGUUCAUUUUAUUGAACCCUGUUUUAAGGGCAUCUUGGUCCAAGCAGACAGAGAUAACAGAGAGCACUUCAAGCAGCUAGUGGAUGAACUGCAGGCAAAAGGAGUGGGCACUGUGAACAAGGCUUUGACAGAGUCCUUCAAAAUCCUGAGGGAGUUCAGAGAUGCCGGUCAAGGAGGCUUGUGUAACCAAGCUAUCAUGCUGAUCACAGACGGAGCAGUGGAGGAUUAUGAAGCUGUAUUUGAAAAAUACAACUGGCCAGAUCGGAAGGUCCGGGUUUUCACUUACCUCAUUGGACGGGAGGUCACUUUUGCCCCCAGUGUGAAAUGGAUCGCCUGCAACAACAAAGGCUACUACACUCAGAUCUCCACACUAGCGGAUGUCCAGGAGAAUGUAAUGGAGUACCUGCAUGUGCUCAGCCGUCCCAUGGUCAUCAACCACGACCAUGACAUUAUUUGGACUGAAGCCUACAUGGACAGUGCGCUCUUUGCAUCUCAGGCUCAAAGUCUGUUGCUCAUGACAACAGUGGCUAUGCCAGUCUUCAGCAAAAAGAACGAGACGCGAUCUCAUGGCAUUCUCCUGGGUGUGGUGGGCUCUGAUGUACCACUGAGGGAGCUGUUAAAACUUGCUCCACGGUAUAAGCUGGGUGUCCACGGAUACGCCUUUCUGAACACCAACAAUGGCUACAUCCUUUCACACCCAGACCUCCGUCCUUUGUAUAAAGAAGGAAAGAAACUGAAGCCUAAGCCAAACUACAACAGCGUAGAUCUCUCAGAAGUGGAAUGGGAAGACCAGGAUGAAAUUCUGAGAACUGCCAUGAUCAAUGGAGAAACGGGCUACCUCUCUAUGGGUGUGAAGGUCCCUGUGGAUAAAGGGAAACGAGUUCUCUUCCUCACCAAUGAUUAUUUCUUCACGGAUAUCAGUGGCACACCCUUCAGCCUGGGUGUUGUGCUGUCCAGGGGCCAUGGGGAGUACAUUCUGUUGGGAAACACUUCAGUGGAAGAAGGUUUGCAUGACUUGCUCCAGCCAGACUUGUCUUUAGCAAAUGAAUGGAUUUACUGCAUCACCGACAUUGAUCCUGACCAUCGGAAGCUCAGCCAGCUGGAGGCUGUGAUCCGUUUCCUCACCGGAGAGGAACCUGACCUAGAAUGUGAUGAGGAGUUGGUCCAGGAAGUGCUGUUUGAUGCAGUGGUCACUGCACCCAUGGAGGCCUACUGGACAACACUAGCCCUCAAUAUGACCAUGGAGACUGAGGUGGGUGUCGAGAUGGCAUUUCUGGGCACUCGGGCUGGACUCAUGAGGAGUGCCCUAUACGUGGGUUCUGAAAAAAUUUCCAACAGGAAAUUCCUGACACAGAAGGACAAGGAAAGUAUCUUCACCAUGGACCACUUCCCUCUGUGGUACCGCCGGGCAGCCGAGCAUCCCCCGGGGAGCUUCAUCUACAGCAUUGUCUCAGAAGACGAUUCAGAGGGAGGUGGCCUGCCAAAAGUGGUGACAGUGAGCACGGCUGUGGCUGUAUCUGUGGAUGGGAAGAUGGGUAUUGCUGCAGCGGUGGGUGUGCAAAUUAAGCUGGAGUUGCUCCAACGCAAGUUUUGGAUGGCCAUGCAACAGCCCAAUGACAGUGAUUGCAGUGCCUUGGACGGUGCCUGUCCGCUAAGCUGUCAGGAUGAUAUUCUGAAUUGCUUCCUCGUUGAUAACAACGGCUUUAUACUCGUUUCCAAAAGACCUGCAGAGACUGGAAAAUUUUUUGGUGCAGUGGAUGGCUCAGUAAUGACCCAGCUGCUAAACAUGGGCAUGUUCAGGCGGGUGACCAUGUAUGAUUAUCAAGCAAUGUGUAAAGUACCCUACCACCACCACAGCGGUGCCCGGCCUCUGCUCAGCCCAAUUUAUGCCUUUCUAGCUGCAGUGAAAUGGCUGAUAAGUGAUUUCCUCAUCUUCCUUUUGGAGUUUAACAUGAGUAGCUUCUGGCACUCAGACAACUUGGCAGAUGCCAAGGCUGUCUUCCAUCACUCUCACAAGCACAAGAAGCACGACAUCUUGCAGCCCUGCGACACGGAGUACCCUGUUUUUGUGUACGAGCCGGCCAUCAAGGAGACCAAUGGGCUGAUCGAGUGCGGAGAUUGCCAAAAGAUGUUUGUGGCACAGCAGAUUGCCAGCAGUAACCUGCUGCUCCUCAUCACGGAUGCUGCCUGCGACUGCAGUGUCUUCCCACCUGUCCUGCUGGAUGCAAAAGAGGUCAAAUAUAACGCUUCAGUGAAGUGUGAACGGAUGCGGUCCCAGAAGCUGAGGCGGCGGCCAGACACAUGCCAUGCAUUUCACCCUGAGGAAAACGCCCAAGACUGUGGUGGCACUGCCGAGAUCUCCGUCUCGCCGACGCUGCUCUUCCUGCCCCUGGCGCUGCUCCUGCAGUGAUGCUGCCUGCAACGGUGAUGCUGCCCGCAACGCGCCUUAUGCGGCAGAGACCCGGGAGGACGGGGCUGCCACUGGCCGGAGCGAUGGGAGGGGAGGAAAUGGGGAGACAGGCCAUUCUGGGAUGCCCACUGCAACUCCCUGGGGAGAUGAGGUGGUAACGACAUGGCACAGCGCAUCCUGCGUCCUUCAACACAAGGUCCAGCAUGGUGCCGACAGUGGAAGCUGCUCCCUCCUCGAAAGGCUGCGGCAAAAGGGCUGUGCAAGGACCAGCAGGGUCGGCUCCUGGCACAACACCUACUGAGCUGCUCCUCCUGGCCAUCGGCUCACAGCCAGGACAGCCGAGGUCAUUGGCAUGGCUGGCGUUUCACCAUCACCCUGCCUCCCGUGGAGCCGCUUUGGGGUAGUUGGCCCCAGGAGGCAGAGAGCUCGGUGGGGCAGAUCUGGCCUUAGGAGAGCAGGAGGGGCAGGGGACGCUGUCUGCCUGUCCCUCAGUGGGAGCCACCAGGAUUUUGAGCGCCCGAGUCUGAGGCAGCCCAGGCACAGCCCUGCCAGAACAGGGCCCUUAGUGGUUCCCAGCAGGGAGGCAGCAGCUCUUGGUCUUGGGGGUGGUCCUCGACUGGGACCCCAGAGGCAGGACAUGGCGCCUAACCUGAACUGCACUAAUUUAACACGCAACCAGAUGAUGGAAGUAGCACAGCUUGACUAGUUAACAGCAGCUACGCCAGCUCUGCCAAGGAGACCCUUCCUAACACUGCUAGCACAGCAUCCAGAUUCUUGUCUAGAUGGACUUACCUCUGGGAAGGGGUUAUGCGUGACCCACCAAAAGAGGGAGUAUGUUUCCCACUGCCUGCUAGUUUCACUGCAGAGGCAGCUAAGAAAUGGGCACUUUUGCCCUCAGAGCAGCACUGCCCUGCUCAUUGAAGCUGCCCUCAGUUGUCCCAGGGUGAGCAGCCCCCUGCCCUGGACCUGGCGUUCCUGGCUGGUGGGCAUGGGCCGUUUCUCACAGAGCUUUACAGACAAUGGGUGGGGAGCACCCAUUUUUCCUUUUUUUUUUUUUUUGUAUGAACUGCUCCAUACCAUCUCAUUAAAAACAAAUAUAUGGCAUAUUUUAAAUAGAUACUUAAGCUUCAGCAUGUCAUGUUUGGUGCUAAUCGCAGCCCUAAACUACAUCCCAGAAAACCCUCUCCCCACCAAACCUGUGGGGACAGGGUAUGAGUGGAGGGACUGCAAACGCAGCUGUGGUGGCCUGGCCAGCAGGGAUGUGCCAGCAACUCAUGGGGAUGCCAAGAAGUGCUCCUGGUUGCUGCGCCGCUGUUUUUACCGGAGCUACGGGAAGAAGAGCCUUUGGCCAUGCAGCGCGUGCUGUGAACCAGCCACCUACAGCCCACAGCUCUCUGUCACCUCUGAAGCAGGGUGGGGCUCUUGGCACCGGCGCCGGCAGGAUACACGUCAGGGGUAGGGAUGCCACAACCAAUGGCUACAGAUGGAAACAGGGUCUCACCUUGAGCUCUACACCAUCCCCAUCUGUAGCCACCCCCGCACCCAUGGGUACACCAUGGUGGUGGCACCAAGGGAGCAGGCCAGCAGGGCAGAACCUUGCCCUGGCCUCCUCUGCCAGGUGGCCCACUUCGGGAGCCCCCUGCACCUCUCCAGGUGCCCCGAGAGCUGUGCGGCUCAUCACACCAAGCUGUCACCUCCUGCAGCGCAAGCGCCCACACCCUCCUCGCUUGCCGCCUGACAAGCAGCACUGCCCACAACACUGCCCGCCACGUGUGCUGGCCGUGUGGAGCUGCGGGGCUCCUCACCGAGCCCACCAAGCCACCCACUCCCGCAGCCACCACCGCUGGGGUUAGACCCACAUGCAGCUGCUGCAAAGGGCAGUUUUAUGGGAAAGGGCUUUAUCCUCACACCAGCGCUGUCCCCUUCUCCGCACAAGCAGGAGCCCACAAACGCACCCCAUGUGUGCUAGGGUCAGUACGGAUCCGGCUCCUCUUGCCACCAGUGUCACCCAACACUAAGGGGACAGUACCAGUCACAACCAGGUCCUGAUGGGGACAUUUCAGGACAUUACAGCUCCUGCUGUGGCGGGUUUUGCCUCGCUGGAGGUGGUGUUACAGCAAAGAGGAGAGGAACGACUGCGGUAAUGGAAGUAAAUCUGGAGGUGGAGAUGGUUUCCAGGCUUCAGAUGCAGUGACCUUAUCAGAGCUAGAAGCAGCCGAGGAAGAUGAAGGCAGCACGGAGGGAAAAGGGGCUGCUGUCAAGGCCGAGGAGUCAGGAGCCGCUCGCAGACGGAGGAGCCACGGGCUCAGGGCAUCCCCUUCCAGCUGGCACGGCUCCCUGCGCCUGCCCGUGGUGACUGCCCUCCUGGGGCACCAGUCUCAAGGGUGACCUCCCUGUCAGAAAGGAUUAGCAGUCCCAUCUCCACUCAGCUUAAAAAAAGAUACAUAAAUACACAUUGCCCUGCUGCAUAUGAACCAUGUUUGAUUUCAGGUGCAUUAAUCCACAAUAAACAUGGUCCUGUAAAGAGACCUGCACGGA
Harpia harpyja (harpy eagle) is the source of this 6177-nucleotide messenger RNA. RefSeq names its product calcium voltage-gated channel auxiliary subunit alpha2delta 4 (gene CACNA2D4). The coding region runs from base 346 to 3639 and encodes 1097 amino acids. Gene Ontology annotation, molecular function: voltage-gated calcium channel activity. The transcript is spliced from 39 exons. Gene Ontology annotation, cellular component: voltage-gated calcium channel complex. NCBI's taxonomy places the organism in Eukaryota, Metazoa, Chordata, Aves, Accipitriformes, Accipitridae. The record is from RefSeq and is a predicted model, not a curated record.